Capsicum annuum is the source of this 1277-nucleotide messenger RNA. RefSeq names its product soluble inorganic pyrophosphatase 6, chloroplastic. NCBI's taxonomy places the organism in Eukaryota, Viridiplantae, Streptophyta, Magnoliopsida, Solanales, Solanaceae. Bases 148 to 1020 code for a protein of 290 amino acids. Gene Ontology annotation, biological process: phosphate-containing compound metabolic process. The transcript has 6 exons. The record is from RefSeq and is a predicted model, not a curated record. Gene Ontology annotation, molecular function: magnesium ion binding; inorganic diphosphate phosphatase activity. Gene Ontology annotation, cellular component: cytoplasm.
AAGGUGAACAAUGAGACCAUACCAUUUGUAUAUAUGUGGUUGGAAGUUAGGCAGUGAUAGGCUGAUAACGGCAGCACUAGCUACUAAUUUCACUGUACUUCAUCUUGCACUUCCGGGACUAGUGAACACUCUCCACCUAAAACAGCAAUGGCGGCGGCACGAGUCAUGGUAUCAGCCAGCAACACUUUAACCGCUUCGCUCCUAUCGAAAGGUCCCUUGCGAAGGCCCAAUAGUUUCACUCUUUCCUUCAAAAACGGAACGGCGCAAAAGAGGCGUAUUUUCACUUGCAGUGCAAUCUAUAAUCCCCAGGUUCAGGCUAAAGAAGAAGGACAGCCCGAAACCCUAGAUUACCGCGUGUUUUUCACCGAUAAUUCCGGCAGAAAGAUAUCCCCCUGGCAUGACAUACCACUGCAUUUGGGAGAUGGCGUUUUCAAUUUUGUUGUUGAGAUCCCCAAAGAAUCAAGCGCAAAGAUGGAAGUUGCUACAGAUGAGCAACACACUCCAAUUAAACAAGACACGAAGAAGGGGAAACUUCGAUACUAUCCAUACAAUAUUAACUGGAACUAUGGAUUGCUUCCUCAAACAUGGGAAGACCCUUCUUUCGCGAACUCUGAAGUUGAGGGGGCAUUUGGUGAUAAUGACCCUGUUGAUGUUGUUGAGAUUGGGGAAAACCGUGGCAAAAUUGGCCAGGUUCUGAAGGUCAAACCUUUAGCUGCUCUGGCAAUGAUUGAUGAAGGAGAACUUGACUGGAAAAUAGUUGCUAUUUCACUAGACGAUCCAAGAGCAUCACUUGUUAAUGAUGUUGAUGAUGUAGAGAAACAUUUCCCGGGCACUCUCACAGCAAUCAGGGACUGGUUUAGAGACUAUAAGAUACCUGAUGGGAAACCUGCCAAUAGGUUUGCUCUUGGCAACAAGCCAGCAAAUAAGGAUUAUGCUCUUAAGGUUAUUACAGAAACCAAUGAAUCUUGGGCAAAGUUGGUCAAGAGAUCAAUCGCUGCUGGUGAGCUUUCACUUGUAUGAAUGCCGAUUAAUAGAGAGCUUGAACCAGCUAGUGUUCCUGCUUGUAACCUAAACUAGGAGUGGCGAAUGUCCCCAGAAUUGUACUCUUCGCUUCUGAGGUGGAAGUCGAUUCAUAUUCUUGUGAUGUUUUUUUGCUCAAAAUGUUACUGUUUUUCUAUUUUUAAUCAUCCAUAAUUUUGCUCAUGCAAUAGCGCCUUUUUAAGUUAUUCAGAACGAAAACAGGUGUAUUGAUAUAUGAAUUGGUUUUUGUUCUCCAA